GGUUCAAGUAACCAGAGCCGGGGGGUGGGGGGGGCUCCUGUCUGAGGACUCCAGCUUCUUUUCCUCAGGUGCCCAUUGGAUGGGGAGAUGGCUGAUACGCAGAACAUUUCGCUAGACAGCCCGGGGAGCGUGGGGGCUGUGGCAGUGCCUGUGGUGUUUGCCCUCAUCUUCCUGCUGGGCACCGUGGGCAACGGGCUGGUGCUGGCCGUGCUGUUGCAGCCCAGCGCCGGUGCCUGGCAGGAGCCGGGCAGCACUACGGAUCUAUUCAUCCUCAACCUAGCGGUGGCCGACCUCUGCUUCAUCCUGUGCUGCGUGCCCUUCCAGGCCGCCAUCUACACACUGGACGCCUGGCUCUUUGGGGCCCUCGUUUGCAAGGCUGUGCACCUGCUCAUCUACCUCACCAUGUACGCCAGCAGCUUCACGCUGGCCGCCGUCUCGGUGGACAGGUACCUGGCCGUGCGGCACCCGCUGCGCUCGCGGGCCCUGCGCACGCCGCGCAACGCCCGCGCCGCCGUGGGCCUCGUCUGGCUGCUGGCGGCGCUCUUCUCGGCGCCCUACCUCAGCUACUACGGCACGGUGCGCUACGGCGCGCUCGAGCUCUGCGUGCCCGCCUGGGAGGACGCGCGCCGCCGCGCCCUCGACGUGGCCACCUUCGCCGCCGGCUACCUGCUGCCCGUGGCCGUGGUGAGCCUGGCCUACGCGCGCACGCUGCGCUUCCUGUGGGCCGCCGUGGGCCCCGCGGGCGCGGUGGCGGCCGAGGCCCGGCGCAGAGCCACGGGCCGCGCGGGCCGCGCCAUGCUGGCGGUGGCCGCGCUCUACGCCCUCUGCUGGGGCCCGCACCACGCGCUCAUCCUCUGCUUCUGGUUCGGCCCCUUCGCCUUCAGCCCGGCCACCUACGCCUGCCGCCUGGCCUCGCACUGCCUCGCCUACGCCAACUCCUGCCUCAACCCGCUCGUCUACGCGCUCGCCUCGCGCCACUUCCGCGCGCGCUUCCGCCGCCUGUGGCCCUGCGGCCGCCGCCGCCGCCGCCGCCACCACCGCCGCGCCCGCUGCCCCCCGGGCGCCCGCCGCCGCCGCGUCCGCCCCGCCGCCGCGGGCCCUGCCGGCUGCCCCGGGGACGCCGGGCCUCGCGGGAGGCUGGCGGCGGGCGGCGGCCGGGGCGGGGAUCCGCGGGAAGAGCCCGCCCGCGCGGGAGAGGCUGGACGGGCCGCGUCUGCCCCAGGACCGGAAUGAACCUCGUCCGCCUCCACUCUGCGGGGCGACCGUCUGUCUGUCGUUCCGCUUCCCCCAGGCCACGGCGCUACCAGGGGACGGCGCCAGGCAGGGGUCCUCCGAGGCGCACUGGCUGAGCUGGGGCUCCAGCCCGGUGGACGCCCCUGGGCGGCGAAAUUGGGUCCACCCAGCUAAGCGCAGCCCGCCCCCCCCUCCCCCGGUCAGGCAGCCCCCAGGCUCCGGCCAUAGCCAGUCUGGCACGAAGGCAGUUCCUCCGCCCACCCCCUCCAACUCGGUCAGCACCUUCUAGGCCCUGCUUUCUCCACCACACUUCAUCAAGCCCCUUCUCCCUUCCAAGCCGUGCCCUGGGUAAUGUAACACUAGCAGCUAAUUUAGCAAUUAUGGAGCAUUUACUGUGUAUCUUAUGCGGUGCUACACUCUUCAAUCUAAGUAUCAAAGCAGCUUUGCAAGAUAGAUAUGAUUAGUUCCAUUUCUACAGAUGUAGAAAUCAAGAAUCAAAAAGGUUUAGUGAUUUGGGGCACCUGAGUGGCUUAGUCAAUGGAGCGUGUGACUCUCGAUCUCGGGCUUGUGGGUUCAAGCCCGCUGGGUGUAGAGAUUAUUUAAAAAUAAAAUCUUAAAAAAAAAAAAAUUUAGUGAUUUGCCCAAGGUCACAUAGCUAGUGUCUGGCAGAAGUUGGAUUCAAACCCACGGCUGUUUAACUUUUUCUGCUCACUGGAACCACCUUCUCCACCUUUGGGGCCUCUGUCCUCAGUUUCCAUGGUUUCCAAGGUUUUCCUUGGUUCUUCCUGAGUCUGCGUCAGCCUUCUUCCCUAAACCAGCAGCUCCCCACACUUG
Messenger RNA from Mirounga angustirostris (Northern elephant seal), 2067 nucleotides. RefSeq names its product galanin receptor 3 (gene GALR3). Gene Ontology annotation, cellular component: plasma membrane. The transcript has 2 exons. Gene Ontology annotation, biological process: negative regulation of adenylate cyclase activity; neuropeptide signaling pathway. The record is from RefSeq and is a predicted model, not a curated record. Gene Ontology annotation, molecular function: galanin receptor activity. Bases 88 to 1233 code for a protein of 381 amino acids. Lineage: Eukaryota; Metazoa; Chordata; Mammalia; Carnivora; Phocidae.